Molecule: messenger RNA, 1261 nt
Organism: Mugil cephalus (flathead mullet)
Lineage: Eukaryota; Metazoa; Chordata; Actinopteri; Mugiliformes; Mugilidae
Product: beta-2-microglobulin-like
Exons: 4
Coding region: 125-478 (117 amino acids)
Biological process (GO): antigen processing and presentation of exogenous peptide antigen via MHC class II; positive regulation of T cell activation; immunoglobulin production involved in immunoglobulin-mediated immune response
Cellular component (GO): MHC class II protein complex
Molecular function (GO): MHC class II protein complex binding
Source: RefSeq, a predicted model, not a curated record
ACAACGCGGAACACUUUCACUUUCGCUUUACGUCGAGGAGAAGUUGUGUCGUCUUUCGUCUCUCGUCUCUAACAAGUAAAUAAUACGAGUUUUUGGUCCUGAAAGAUUGUUGGAAGCUGAAAUCAUGAAGGUCCUUGUCUUCGCCUUCGCUGUCGUCGUCUGUCUUCUGGAAACUUCUGUGGCCAAAGAAGCUCCACCCAAGGUCCAGGUGUACAGCCGUAACCCAGGAGAGCUUGGGAAGGACAACACCUUCAUCUGUCACGUGAGCGGCUUCCACCCGCCAGAGAUCAAGAUUGAGCUGCUCAAGAACGGUGCAGAAAUGCCUAAUUCCAAGCAGACCGAUCUGGCCUUCGAGGAGAACUGGCACUACCACCUGACCAAACACGUACCGUUCUCGCCAAAGCAGGGAGAGACAUAUUCCUGCAGAGUGACACACGUGGGGAAACCCAAUACCUAUGUUUGGGAUCCAGAUAUGUAACCGCACUUUGCAUCCGUGUCAAUAAAAUGAAGGCGGCUGGAUUGCAUCUAUAAUCUCCUGGGAUUUUCUACAAUCAAGGGCUUGAUUAUUUAAGUUUGAGCGUCGGCGAAUGAGAGAAAAGAAAGAAAAUUCAAAUGGCAGUAAAACUUAACUGAGUGAUUGUUGCAACCAGGAGGGCAGAUUGGCGCACAAACACAUACAUACCGCAUCAGCUUAAAAUUAAUGUAAAGAUCAUGUAAAAAUUUGUAAUGACUCCGUCGAAGCCCUCCUGUGUUUAAUCAAAUUUGAGGUCUUUGUGAGCAUUCCUUCGUCUUUGAUUGGCUCUUUUGUGCUGUGUGUUGCUGACAAUUAUUAUGUUUUGGAGUCCAUUGAGGGCUGUGAGCAGUCCUCCUCUUUUGAUAAAAGCACAUUUUAUUUUAUCAUGUGUUUGGCAUUGUAAAAUAUUAAGCUGCCUUGAUAUGUCUCUGUGUUUUGCUUCAACUUAAUUCUCCUAUUAAACAGCCUGGACGUUGGGUAUGUUUAGCUUUCACAUACUCACACAACCAACUUACUCUUUAGGAAUCUUUUUGUAUAAGCACAUUCGGUGAAGGUGUUGUCAUACCACUAUAAUUUUCUUUGGUGGUAAGAUUACUCACUGGAGCCUUUGUCAGUAAACCAGUUUUAUUACUUUGCUUUGAUUUAGCUACACCCCUGUAGCCCUGUUCUGGUGAUGUCUGUCUGUAUGUCAGAUUGAUUAUGAUUAUGUUCCUCAAAAAAAUAAAAUAAAAUCUGAACCAAUUACAA